Molecule: messenger RNA, 1245 nt
Organism: Syzygium oleosum
Lineage: Eukaryota; Viridiplantae; Streptophyta; Magnoliopsida; Myrtales; Myrtaceae
Product: protein Iojap-related, mitochondrial
Exons: 4
Coding region: 131-760 (209 amino acids)
Biological process (GO): negative regulation of ribosome biogenesis; negative regulation of translation
Molecular function (GO): ribosomal large subunit binding
Source: RefSeq, a predicted model, not a curated record
UCGUCUUCCCGUCUCUGGUCAGCACAGUGCGUACCGGCUUCGCUCGACAGUAAGGCGAGGCAAAGCAGUCCGCCAUUUCCGACUGAAUCGGCGAAGCCUCACGUUCUCGAAGAGGUGGUGCAGCGGCCUCAUGUGGUCGGCUCUUCUGCGCUCGCGGCUCGCGCCGUCGUCCUCUCUCGCUCUCCACCAGCGGCAGUGGAGGCUAGGGUUUCCGUGCGCGAGCCGCGCCUGCUCCACCUCCGCCUCCGCCGCCGCCGCCCCCGCCGCCCCCGCCGCGCCCGGCGUCGAUCAGUGGUCUAUACUGGAACUGCAGGAGGUGGAGAAGGUGCUCAGCGACGUGAGGGCGGACGACGUGAAGGUGAUCCCGGGUCGCCAGGAUCGCGACUGGGCCGAUUACAUCGUGCUGGCCACCGGCAGGUCCUCUUGGCACGUGAAGAACAUCGCUCAAGCCCUUCUUUACAAGGCUAAACAAAAGCAAAAGGGAGCUCGAAGACUGAUUCUGCCGAGCGUGUCAUGGUCAAUGUCAAGUGGGGGAAAAUCUUCGGCAAAGAAAGAAGAAAAGGAAGGAAAGUGGGUUGUCGUCGACUCUGGCAAAGUAGUAGUUCAUGCUCUUGAUGAAGAAGCUAGAGCUUAUUAUGACUUGGAUGGUCUCUUGACGACUGAGACCCUCCAAGAGGAUUCGAUUCAGGAUUUGGGCAAAGCCUUGGUGAAGAUUCGUCGCAAGAACAACUCGAAACGGCGAACUCAAAACGGUGCAUGAAAAACUGCCUUGUUCGCUAGUUACUUCGCCGGUUGGCCUCUGUACAGUCGAAGAUCAUCUUCUUGACGUUUAUCGAGCUAGAACCUUGUUGAAGACGUAGAGAAUUCAAAUGACACAACCGGGCGAGGUCUUAUUCAUUUAUCAAGGGGCAGAAUGCUGGUGCGUGAUGUAAUUAUGCCAUCUCUCUUCUUUUGCGAUCAUUGCGAGGUGUGGAAUCACAUUUGUUCUUGUGGAGCAGAGGAGCCCAACUGCUUAAACUACGCUUGCUCCAUUAGAGAGAGAGAGAGAGAGAGAGAGAGAGAGCAGUUUUAGAUAUGGUUGAACAAACCGACCUAACUUGCGUAGGCGGAUUUGCUAAUUUCUUUUCUGGUGAGUUUGGUUGGAAACCUGUCAAGAUGCAGUCGGAUUCUCCAAAUUUUGAACUGGAAUUCUUGAAAUUCUGAGCUCAAUAUACUUGACAUUCGGGUCCUUUUUAUUUCCCGGAA